GAUGGUUAGCGAGACAUGCGAAUCAAUUUAGCUAAUUUUGGAUCCCAUAAUUUGCGGUCAGUUAGAGUUCGUCGCUUGACGCGGCUGGAUAUCGUUUGUUUGUUCGUCAUCAUCUGGAAGAAUAUUUUUUUACGCAAUGAAUAUGUGUCCGGGAUCGGUAAUCCUAGUGAUGAUGUUGAUUAUGCGGUGCGGGGCCGUAAAGCCUUCAUCAAAUUUAGAUUUCACGGACGUUGAGGAUCCCGCAGAUGAUUCUGGUUUUGUAAACGUGUACCGGAAUUAUCCGAAAAUUCAGGUGACAGUUGAUACAUCCAAGUUGAAGCGUGUUGCCUCCAAAUCGCAGGCAGAAAGCGAUGAUAGUGAAUCGGGGAGUUCUGGAAGUUCAGGCUCGGAGUCGGUGGAAAGACCAACGAUAGGAGUUAAAACCGACAUUACCAUAGAAAUUUCGGAAGAAUCGGUGAAUGAAACAAAUACAGUGGAUGGUAAAGUGGAUUUUGGGAAACGGAAAGGAUCCAACGGGAAAAGUGGUAGCAAAAGUGACGAUGAUGAUAAUGCAAGUGUGCCAGUUUUUAAAGGAACAAAUGGGGUGCCCACGAAGGAGAGAACACCAAAGCCAACAAUAUUCACCGGUGGCAAUGGAAAACGACCGGGCGUCACGCUGAGUGCCAAGCCUACCACAUUUGUUCACAAUGACGAUGAUCGGAGGCCGUCUGGUCCACGUGAUAGUUGGAAUAGGUAUCAACCUACAGGAUUGUGGACAACCGAGCGACCUUAUAUCAGGAGAAUUGAAUAUGAUUACUAUGGUAAUCCUAUCUAUGUUAAAACCUACGUGCCCUACCAUCGAACGCAGCAGGGCCACCAGCAAGAUUCCAACGGCAACUGGAAACCAUGCUACUGCAGCCCCGUCUACCCACAAUCGUGGGAUCGUGCCCCGUCGAAUCCGGUUCUUCCUACGCCCACCCACCGACGGAAGGUUGACGAUAAAGUUGACAUCCCAUACAAGCAGCAUCGAGAUUAGUAAGGGUCAAAUCCGAAAAACGAACCUUUGUGUACAAACAUAUAUCACAUAAUAAAUGUCGUGUAUUUGUAAUUGA
Molecule: messenger RNA, 1091 nt
Organism: Armigeres subalbatus
Lineage: Eukaryota; Metazoa; Arthropoda; Insecta; Diptera; Culicidae
Exons: 2
Coding region: 137-1015 (292 amino acids)
Source: RefSeq, a predicted model, not a curated record